Molecule: messenger RNA, 636 nt
Organism: Selaginella moellendorffii
Lineage: Eukaryota; Viridiplantae; Streptophyta; Lycopodiopsida; Selaginellales; Selaginellaceae
Product: vesicle-associated protein 1-2-like
Exons: 6
Coding region: 1-636 (211 amino acids)
Biological process (GO): endoplasmic reticulum membrane organization
Cellular component (GO): endoplasmic reticulum membrane; plasma membrane
Source: RefSeq, a predicted model, not a curated record
AUGGGCAUGAGCUUUGUCCUAAUUUCGCUCGCUCUCUUUGUUUUGCUGGAAAUAGUUGAGUUGAAGAAGCAAAUUGCUUGCCCCUUGGAGCUCAAGAAUAACACCGACGAGUAUGUGGCGUUUAAGGUGAAAACUACAUCACCAAAGAAAUAUUCUGUUCGUCCGAAUGCUGGUUUUGUUCCACCUCAUGGCAGCGUUGACAUUAUCAUCACCAUGCAAGCACAACGAGACUAUCCCCCAGACCUGCAGCAGUGCAAGGACAAGUUCCUUGUGCAAAGUGUUCGAGCACCGGAGGGUGCUCAGUUUCAAGAAGUGUCCCAGGAGCUGUUUAACAAAGAGAAUGGGGCGGAGGUGUUCGAGAACAAGCUGAAAGUUGUCUAUGUCUCUCCGCCUCAACCUCCGUCUCCGGUUCCCGAGUCCGCCGAAGAAACUGUUUCUCCAUCAAAAGCCGACAAUGGAGACUGGAUCUUUUCACUGAGAGACGGGCCUAAAACUGCCGGUGAACUUGAGAGCAAGAUUGCAGAGGCACGAGCAUCCUUGACAACAUUGUCGAACGAGCGCGACUUGGCAAAGCAUCAAACGCGAGAGCUCGAACAAGAACUGGUACGGAAUUUAGUUUUUCUAGUUCUUUUUUAA